Molecule: messenger RNA, 1518 nt
Organism: Rhodotorula graminis WP1
Lineage: Eukaryota; Fungi; Basidiomycota; Microbotryomycetes; Sporidiobolales; Sporidiobolaceae
Exons: 6
Biological process (GO): intracellular mRNA localization
Cellular component (GO): ribonucleoprotein complex; nuclear outer membrane-endoplasmic reticulum membrane network; endoplasmic reticulum
Molecular function (GO): mRNA binding
Source: RefSeq, a predicted model, not a curated record
AACGACCUGCGCAACAAGAUUUCGGCGUCGAGCAACAAGGGCGGGCCUGACUACGAGCGCAAGAUCGCUGUCCGCAAGGAGCUCGACGCGCUCCGCGGUGAGCAGGCGCGCCUCAAGGGCGGCCGGGGCAAGACGCUCGACUCGCUCAAGGCGAUCCAGGACGGCAUGAACAAGAAGAUCAAGGACCUGCAGGCCGCAAAGGCAAAGGCGCCGUACAAGACUGUGCAGGAGGUCGAGAACCAGAUCAAAACCCUCGAGCGCCAGGUCGAGUCGGGCACGAUGAAGCUCGUCGACGAGAAGAAGGCGCUCAACGAGAUCUCGGCGCUGCGCAAGUCGCGCAAGCUCGUCGAGUCGUUCGCGACGCAGCAGCAGGCCAUCGACGCCGACAAGGCCAAGGUCGACGAGGUCCGCAAGGAGCUCGACGACCCGGAGCAGAAGGCGGCGAGCUCCAAGUUUGACGAGCUGCGCAAGGAGCUCGACGAGAUCAACCGCCGCAUGGACGAGGUCAGCAAGGGUCGCGACGGCCUGUUCGAGGAGCGCAACGCCGUCUCGAAGCAGCUCGACGACCUGUUCGGCCGCAAGAAGGCCUCGGUCGCCGCGUUCCGCGAGGCCAACAACAAGUACUACCAGAAGCUCAACGACGACCGCGCCAAGCGCGACGAGCGCCGCCGCGCCGAGCGCAAGGCGCACGACGACUCGAAGCGCGCCGAGAUCAACGAGCAGCUCCUCGAGGAGGCGCAGGCGCCCGCGUUCGAGCGCGAGAUCGACGACUGCCGCACCUUGAUCCGGUUCUUCCAACAGCGCAUCGGCGCCGCCUCGUCGUCGUCGGCAUCGGGUUCGUCGUCGUCGAGCCUGUUUGCGCGCCCGGACGUCGCGAGCGUGCCCAAGCUCGAGGUCCGCAAGGUCGACUCGGACCUGCCCGAGGGUGCCGUCCCGCUCAAGAAGAAGGCCGACCAGGACGAGGAGUCGUGGGGCGGCUUUGGCGGGUCCAAGAAGGGCAAGAAGGGCGGCAAGAAGGGCGGCGCUGCGGCACCGGCGGCGGCGGCAGAGGGCGCCGACGACGAGGCGGCGGCGAAGACGACGGUCAAGGACGAGAAGCUCAACCUGCCGCUCGGCACCCUGACGGCGCUCAUGAGCCUCGGCAUCGCGGCGCCGUUGACGACGAGCGAGGUGCAGAAGGCCAUCGACUCGCUGCAGCUCAAGAUGCGCUACUUCAACGACAACCAGGCUCGCGUCACCAAGGAGCGCGUCGCCGCCGUGCAGAAGAAGAUUGCCGCUGCCGACAAGAAGAGCAACGGCGCGUCGUCGUCCGACUCUGCCCUGAUCGACGCCGUCGCGAGCGCCGAGCCGACCGACAAGGAGGAGGAGAUCAAGGACGCGCAGCCGCAGCCGAUCGAGGAGGGCGGCUCGAAGGAGGAGGCCGUCGCCAACGCCGAGGGGACGGCGACGGCGAGCGACGAGCCGGCGAGCGUCGCCGACGCGGUCGACGAGGGCGAGGUUAAGGCGGACGACGCCUAA